AUGGACUCGCAGGGAUCGAAUGCUGAGCGCACGGUGCGAUAUCUACACGAAGAAAGACUUAAACAAGGAAGUGGUCAAGCUGAUAAAACUUUACCUUGUCGCUGGUUUCUGGAUCGGUCAUUCUACUGCGUCACGCCGGGUAAUCAAUUAGAACACUUUUACAGAUAUGGUCAGGUUGAUGAAUGCAAACAUACUUGGAGAAAUAUGUAUUUGUGUUAUCGGGCGAGUAUGAUGACCGAAGAAAAGCGUCAGAACUUUCUUCAGGACACACCUCUGGAUGCAUCGAAACAACCUUAUGUGACGGAUGUUUGGGAGGAAAAAGAGGUACCAGGGUGGUAG
Molecule: messenger RNA, 339 nt
Organism: Plasmopara halstedii
Lineage: Eukaryota; Oomycota; Peronosporomycetes; Peronosporales; Peronosporaceae
Product: Protein of unknown function DUF3128
Exons: 2
Coding region: 1-339 (112 amino acids)
Source: RefSeq, a predicted model, not a curated record